Messenger RNA from Melanotaenia boesemani (Boeseman's rainbowfish), 1395 nucleotides. Its product is annotated as repetitive proline-rich cell wall protein 2-like. Lineage: Eukaryota; Metazoa; Chordata; Actinopteri; Atheriniformes; Melanotaeniidae. Bases 1 to 1395 code for a protein of 464 amino acids. The transcript has 2 exons. The record is from RefSeq and is a predicted model, not a curated record.
AUGUCUGCAAACCUCAUCAGAUGCGCCUUACAGCCACACCUGUACAAGCCACACCUGUACAAGACACACCUGUACAAGCCACACCUGUACAUGACACACCUGCACAAGCCACACCUGUACAAGCCACACCUGUACAAGACACACCUGCACAAGCCACACCUGUACAAGCCACACCUGUACAAGCCACACCUGUACAAGACACACCUGCACAAGCCACACCUGUACAAGACACACCUGCACAAGCCACACCUGUACAAGACACACCUGUACAAGACACACCUGCACAAGCCACACCUGCACAAGCCACACCUGCACAAGACACAUCUGUACAAGACACACCUGUACAAGCCACACCUGUACAAGACACACCUGCACAAGCCACACCUGCACAAGCCACACCUGUACAAGACACAUCUGUACAAGCCACACCUGUACAAGACACACCUGUACAAGCCACACCUGUACAAGACACACCUGCACAAGCCACACCUGCACAAGCCACACCUGCACAAGACACAUCUGUACAAGACACACCUGUACAAGACACACCUGUACAAGACACACCUGCACAAGCCACACCUGCACAAGCCACACCUGUACAAGACACACCUGUACAAGCCACACCUGUACAAGACACACCUGCACAAGCCACACCUGCACAAGACACACUUGCACAAGACACAUCUGUACAAGCCACACCUGUACAAGACACACCUGUACAAGCCACACCUGUACAAGACACACCUGCACAAGCCACACCUGCACAAGACACACCUGCACAAGCCACACCUGCACAAGCCACACCUGUACAAGACACAUCUGUACAAGCCACACCUGUACAAGACACACCUGUACAAGCCACACCUGUACAAGACACACCUGCACAAGCCACACCUGCACAAGACACACCUGCACAAGCCACACCUGCACAAGCCACAUCUGCACAAGCCACACCUGCACAAGCCACACCUGCACAAGCCACACCUGUACAAGCCACACCUGUACAAGCCACACCUGCACAAGCCACACCUGUACAAGACACAUCUGUACAAGCCACACCUGUACAAGACACACCUGCACAAGACACACCUGCACAAGCCACACCUGCACAAGACACACCUGCACAAGCCACACCUGUACAAGCCACACCUGUACAAGCCACACCUGUACAAGACACACCUGCACAAGCCACACCUAAACCCGGAGUCCGAUCCAGACCUGGAGAGUCCUGGAAAACCUGGAGUCCGAUCCAGACCUGGAGAGUCGUGGAAAACCCAGAGUCCAAUCCAGACCUUGAGAGUCAUGGAAAACCUGGAGUUGGACCAGACCUGGAGAAUCCUGGAAAAGGUGGAGUCUGAUCCAGACCUGGAGAGUCCUGGAAAACCCGGAGUCUGA